Rotaria sp. Silwood1 is the source of this 960-nucleotide messenger RNA. Lineage: Eukaryota; Metazoa; Rotifera; Eurotatoria; Philodinida; Philodinidae. The record is from the annotation of a GenBank genome assembly.
AUGGAUGCAAUGAAAUCUUCACAUGAUAAAAUAACUUUCCAAAGCAUUGAAUUUUGGUCAAAUGUUUGUAAUGAAGAAUAUGAAUUACAAUUGCUUCAACAAGAACAUAUUCAAGAUGUAAAACAUCUUUUUAAUCGUCUUUUAACAAUCAAAAGUAUUCCAGUUGUUCAACAAGUUUAUCAAGCUAUUUUAGCUGAUAUGACAACGAAUUUUAAUGUACUUUUACAAGCACUUCAACAGAAAGCAAUUGUUGUUGGUAGUGGAACAUUAUCAUCUCCAACCACGAGUGAUUUAAAUGAAGAUAAUGCAGAAGUAGCAUUGAUUUUUGAUUGCAGUGCAUUGUGUCAAAUCGGAAAUGUGAAGGGAAAUUUCAUUGGAAUGUAUGCACUUUCACCACCAUUAUUUCAAUUACUUGCUAAACAUCUUCAGUUAACAAAUUCGAAAUUAGCUCGACAAUAUUCAGCUAUUCAUUAUGGUAUAUUGAAAACACUUUAUUCUCAUUGUGCAGCAUAUGAACAUUUUAUUCAUAAUUCAGAUUUAUUUAAACAAAAUGAUACAAAUAAUGUGAUGAGUUUAACAAGUUUAACCAAAGAUAAUUUUGAAGAUUUACUUAAACUUCUUCAUCGUCUUAUUGUUAAUAGUUAUUUAAGUUGUCAUGAUACAAAACAUGGAACAUUCUUAUCAUCAAAAAAAGAUUAUUCUAUUGUUAAACGAAAUCAUAUGAAUACUUCAUACUUAGGAAGAUUUACAAGAUAUUGUUUUUUAUUUAAUAUACUUGUUAAUCAUCAAACGCUACGAAUGUAUUUAACUACAUUGCUUGAAUGUUUAUUUCAAUCUUGUCAACGUAAAAGUAAUAAUGAAUCUUCUAAAGAAGAACAAUUAUUGGAAUCUCAACAUCGAUUAUUAAGUUAUGAACAAUUACCAAAUUUUGGAAAUGAUGCAUUGCUUGGAUUUAUUUGA